AUGGUUGCCCGUAAAAAGACCAAAAGAAAGUCAUCAUGGUUCACGUCAGGAAAUCAACUCUCUAAAAAGAAAAUGGAAGAUGAGACAGCACAAAAUAUUGUAAAGAUGAAGGAAGAUGAAGCUUGUUGUAUCAUCGAUGACAGUGAUGUGACUAUGGAGGGAGAUGUGCAAGGGUGUAGGAAUUCCAGUGGAAUUCUGAGGAAAAAUCAAAAAGGAACUUGUGAUGAACUCAAAGGUCAGACAAAGGAGAGUUGUCCAUGUCCUGCCCCUCAGCCACUGUUCCCCUUUCCUCAGGAUGAAAGCAAGCGUAAAACAUGGAUGAAGAAAGUCAAAUUGGCUGAAGAAAUGUUCAACACUAGGUUGAGGGUGUGUGCUGUGCACUUCCGAGACAAGAAGCCAACAGAAGAAAACCCUGAUCCAGAAUUAGACUUGGAUUUCAAUGUGAAUUCACAUUCAGAACUUGUGACAAAUGGUUCCCAGCACCAUAAACAUCAUCAGAAGAACCUGCAGCUAUUCUGUCGACUCUGUGGAAAUAAUGAAGGAGUCGUUACUAAAUCCUGUAGGGCAUAUCCAAAGUAUAAAUUUCAGCAGGAUAUAUUUAAAUCUCUAGCCAUCGAUGUCACACAAGAUUCCUGUUUUAUUUACCCCAGAAAUAUUUGUUAUGUCUGUCGCGCAAAAUUAAGUGCAUGGAAGUCUGGCGUGCAAAAAGGCCGUUCUAUUGAUAUACAGAUACAACCAGCAAAAUUUGUUCCACAUGAUGAGACAACUAAAUGCCUUGUGUGCUUGAACCAGUCUCUCAGAACUUGCAGACCACCACAGAUGGCUACCAAUGCUGAGUCAAACAAAGCCCUGACAAAUAUGGAGGAUUGUAAAAAGAAAGAUGAAGAAGACAAUAUAUAUGUGUUUGACUUCAAGCUCGACAUGGAUGACAUCAUCUCCUCCACCUUAAAGGAACUCUGUGAACCAGAACACGAGGACACAUUGGCCUUCCAGUCAGAUCUCUCCAAGUUUUCUCAGCAACUGCGAACCAUUGACCGCAAGACAAAGGAAGUACGUAAAAUCUACACUGAAUGUUCAGAGAAGCUACGUAUCUACAGGGAGGAGUUGGAGGAGGCUGAUCGUGAGGAAGAAUUGCGAGAGGCAGCAGCAGAGAUUGAUGCUAAAGAGGCUGCAGAAGCUAAUGCCAAAGUUGAUGAUGACAGCGACGAGGAUGAUGUACAGUUUGUGGCCGCAACCUACGACCCCUCCAUCAUGGAGAAGAGGCAAGGAAUAGCUAACCAGAAUAAAAACCUUGUUUCAGCUUUGUCAGCUUCACCAGCAACCACAAAAAUGGAACCUCUGACACUACCUCCAGGGGCUGUGUUGGUGAAGUUGCCCCCUAACGGUCAGUCCCAGGCAGGUAACAGCCCCUCACUCCAGUCCCUGAGAAAUGCUCUAGCAGCCUCUAUCAACAAACAAAUCCCUCCACAGCUACAACCGACCACCACUACUGUGGGAACCCCAGGUAACCGGUUUGUACAGUCUAACACUCUGCAGAAUCAGCAACGAAUGGAAGCCCUGUACAGGGCAGAUGUGGAGACAAUAGAAGUUGGUGGUAAAAUACUUGGAAAGAAAUUUAAUGAUAUUUGGUACAAAGGAACUGUAUCAGACAUCCAGAAUAAAGAUAAGCCUGUUGCAGAGAGGAAAUAUAGCAUUAAGUUUGAUGGAAAAGGAAAGAAAGUGCUGAGUCCAAAACAUGUUGCUUUUAAAGACCCGAUAGUUCGACAGAUCUAUGUAGGCACACGAGUCAUAGCAUUGUAUCGUGAUGAAGAUUCAACAUCGUCAUACUAUGCAGGGAUAGUAGCUGAAACUCCCAACGGCCGAAAUCAACAGAGGUAUCUGAUCUUCUUUGAUGAUGGCUAUGCACAGUAUUCACUGGCAGCAGAUAUCAACAAAGUCCUGUGGCAGAGUAGUAAUGUAUGGGAGGACAUCCAUCCCGACUCACAGGAAUUCAUCAAAGAAUACCUAAAACAAUACCCCGAGCGACCCAUGGUGAGGCUCCAGAAGGGUCAGAUGGUAAAGACAGAGUGGAAUGGUAAAUGGUGGACGGCAAAAGUGAUGGAAGUAGAUGCUAGUCUGGUCAAGAUGUAUUUCCUGGCAGAUAAGCGUGUGGAGUGGAUAUAUCGGGGAUCUACCCGUUUGGAGCCUCUCUACACAGCACUGGCUAAUGCUGAGUACAACAAGAGUGCUGGUAAAGUGAAACGUCACACCAACACCACAGUGGGUAAAACUCCAGUGGUAGAGUAUACAAGGGGUGUUAGUGAAACCUUCAGUCAACAGGUUGUUACUCCACAGGCUAACAAGACCCCAUCACCACAAGUACCAGCCACACUAGUACGACAGUCUUCUGCAGACAAAAAGAGACCAGUAGCCAGAAAGAGUACAUCUGGUCGUCCAUCCACAGAGUGGGAAGGGCCGUGGGUGAAACAGACUCGAACAGGUGCUCCAGUAGAAAAAUCAAAAGAAUUUGUUGCCAGCAGUAUCAGCAGUCAAAAAGUUGGGAAAGAUAUGGCAAGUGUGUUACAGGACCGUCUGUCUAAAACUGCAGACAACACAGAUCUAGAUGAUGAUUCCUUAGGACAAAGAAUGGAAUCAAAACUGCCAUUCAAAGACCGAGUGAGGAGGAAAUUUAGAACUCACAACUGUGGUAAAGAUUGUUUGAAAGAUUGUGAUGAUGACCCAACAAAGUACAAGGGAGGCAACCCACUCCUGAUUCCAUUAUUGUGUGGCUGGGAAAGACACGUGUGUAAAAUGAAGCCUAACCACAAGAGAGUGGUGAUGUAUCGUGCUCCCUGUGCUCGGCGACUACGAAGCAUGGAUGAUGUGUUUACAUUCCUAAUGCUCUGUGAUUCACAACUAACCAUUGACAUGUUCUGCUUUGAUCCCAUCCUACAUGUACACACUGAGUUUGUUCCAGUCAAGACUUUUUGUGACAUUAAAGACUUGUCAUAUGGGAAAGAAAAUGUGCCAAUAUCAUGCGUGAAUGCCCAUGACAGACAAUAUCCAGACUAUGUAGAAUAUUCAAAUGUCCGGAUACCGGCCAAGGGUGUGAAGCUUAAUCUUGACCCAGAUUUCCUGGUCUGUUGUAGCUGUACUGAUGGCUGUAGUGAUAGAGCUAAGUGUGAAUGUCAACAGCUGACAGUGGAGGCCACAGGGAUAGUAGAAGGAGGCAAGAAAAAUCCUAAUGCUGGAUAUGAACACCGAAGGCUCAAGGAACCCCUAACAACAGGUGUAUACGAGUGUAACUCCCGGUGUAAAUGUGACAAUAGAUGCUGUAAUAGAGCUGCACAGAAUGGAUUGAAUGUCCGUCUCCAAGUGUUCAAAACAGAGAAAAAAGGCUGGGGUUUACGGUGCCUUGAUGACCUGCCCUCUGGUGGGUUUAUCUGUAUAUAUGCCGGCCAGUUACUGACAGAGCAGGGUGCUAAUGAGGAUGGACAGCAGUAUGGUGAUGAGUAUUUGGCAGAGCUGGAUUAUAUGGAGGUUGUAGAGAGACAGAAAGAAGGAUAUGAAAGUGAUGUAGACAUGGAUGAAGGUGUUGGGGACAGCAGUGAAGAUGAUGAAGACAGUGAUCGCCACUUUAGCGAUAGUGACAGUGAUUUCUCUGCUAAUGGUCAAGGAGAAAAAGAAUCUUCAAAUUUAAUGGACAUGGCAAAUUUACAUAGAACAAGGUUGUUUACUGGCUCAGAAACAACAACACGGAUGGAGAGGAACUCAAAGGAUGACAAGGAUGAUAAAAAGUCUGUUGGUAAAAUCGUACUGCGUCGUGACUCGUCCCGUUCUGGUAGCAAGGAGGAUGAAUGGGACAAGGACAUUGGAGUGAGGUCUGUGAGAUUCCAGGAGAAUCCAGAGAAGAAUGCUGCAACUGCUGCUUGGGUUAACAAGGUAGACAAUGGCAGCACUAUCACUAUUGAAGAUGAGGAAGACAUGGAGACUAGUGAUUCAAAGCUGAACAUGAAGAAAUCUGCCUCUGUAGACUCAUUUGGAAUAGACUCCGACUCUCUUCCAGACCUGGAUACAGAAGCUGCUCCCAAGGAGGACAGCAAAAAAUCAGAUGUGUCAUCAGAGAAAAAAGAAGAGCCCAAAGCACCACAGGAGUUCCCAGACCCCCGAAGAACUUGUCUAACAGCUCGCAGAAGUACAUCAAAAACAUCACGGUUUAAAAAUUUGCCUGACCCAAAAAAGAAACUGCCACCAGAGGAGAACAAAGUUGAGGAGGUGGAGGAAGAUGAGGAGAAAAAAGAUGAGAAGCCUGGUACAAGGUUUUACUUUCAUGAUGGACAAGAAUGCUACAUCAUGGAUGCUAAGUCCAUGGGGAAUAUUGGACGUUAUCUUAAUCAUAGCUGCACCCCAAACGUGUUCGUACAAAAUGUUUUUGUAGACACGCAUGACCUCCGUUUUCCAUGGGUGACUUUCUUUGCUGGACAAUACAUCCGAGCAGGCACUGAACUGACAUGGGACUAUAAUUAUGAGGUUGGCAGUGUUCCGGGGAAAGUCCUCUACUGCUAUUGUGGAUCUGCAGAUUGUCGGGGAAGGCUCCUGUAGGUGGUACUGAUCACUCACAGAGAUCUGACUAUAAACUGAUACAGAAGGUUUGGAGGAUUAAAUUGGAGGCAGAUCUUCACUGAUGGCCAUAUCCAGCCAAUUUCCUAGUCACAUUGUCAAUGAGGUGUGUAAAGGACAUUGGACAAUGGCCAAGGUCAUGGACCAAUUUCCUAGUCACAUUGUCACUGAUGUGUGUAGAGGGCAGUGGACAAUCGUCACAGACAUGGACCAAUUUCCCAGUCACUUUGUCACUGAUGUGUGUUGCACACAGUAGACAACAGCCAGUCAUGGACCAAUUUCCUAGUCACAUUGUCACUGAUGUGUGUAGAGAGCAGUGGACAAUCGUCACAGACAUGGACCAAUUUCCCAGUCACAUUGUCACUGAUGUGUGUAGAGGGCAGUGGACAAUCGUCACAGACAUGGACCAAUUUCCCAGUCACAUUGUCACUGAUGUGUGUAGAGGGCAGUGGACAAUCGUCACAGACAUGGACCAAUUUCCCAGUCACAUUGUCACUGAUGUGUGUAGAGGGUAGUGGUCAAUCGUCACAGACAUGGACCAAUUUCCCAGUCACCUUGUCACUGAUGUGUGUUGCACACAGUAGACAAUGGCCAGUCAUGGACCAAUUUCCCAGUCACAUUGUCACUGAUGUGUGUAGAGGGCAGUGGACAAUCGUCACAGACAUGGACCAAUUUCCCAGUCACCUUGUCACUGAUGUGUGUAGAGGGCAAUGGACAAUCGUCACAGACAUGGACCAAUUUCCCAGUCACAUUGUCACUGAUGUGUGUAGAGGGCAGUAGACAAUGGCCAGUCAUGGACCAAUUUCCCAGUCACCUUGUCACUGAUGUGUGUAGAGGGUAGUGGUCAAUCGUCACAGACAUGGACCAAUUUCCCAGUAACUUUGUCACUGAUGUGUGUUGCACACAGUAGACAAUGGCCAGUCAUGGACCAAUUUCCUAGUCACAUUGUCACUGAUGUGUGUAAAGGACACUGGACAAUGUUCAUAAACAUGGACCAAUAUCCCAGUCACAUUGUCACUGAUGUGUGGAGGGCAGUGGACAAUCGUUAUAGACAUGGACAAGAUCACAUUCUCCCUUCUCAGUCAAGGAGAUCAGACAAUAAAGGAAGUCCAUUGAUUGUGUCUGAAUGUUGUGUAAAUGUGUAAAGUAUGAGAACAUUUUGUUUUCUCUAUUUAAUUGUCAAGAAAAGUUUGUGAUUAAGAAUCAGCUAGUCAAUUUGUUUGGGAGUGAAUAAGUUUGACAGGCAGCAUAUACUUGUAUGUGUUAAAUCCUGUUACUAUCUGUUUCCCUGCUGAAGUAUACUAACACAGAAAAAACUCAAACUCUGGUAUCAUAAAAACUGAUGAAAAUGUUUCUAGUAAAAAACUAUUAUAUAUUUCAUUUCCUGGAAUUCUGGCCUUUU
Messenger RNA from Ylistrum balloti, 6001 nucleotides. RefSeq names its product histone-lysine N-methyltransferase SETDB1-B-like. Lineage: Eukaryota; Metazoa; Mollusca; Bivalvia; Pectinida; Pectinidae. Bases 1 to 4581 code for a protein of 1526 amino acids. Gene Ontology annotation, biological process: heterochromatin organization; negative regulation of gene expression. Gene Ontology annotation, molecular function: histone H3K9 methyltransferase activity; DNA binding; zinc ion binding. Gene Ontology annotation, cellular component: nucleus. The record is from RefSeq and is a predicted model, not a curated record. The transcript has 37 exons.